This is a messenger RNA of Betta splendens (Siamese fighting fish), 2047 nucleotides long. RefSeq names its product transmembrane and death domain protein 1-like. The coding region runs from base 191 to 1096 and encodes 301 amino acids. The record is from RefSeq and is a predicted model, not a curated record. The transcript has 6 exons. Lineage: Eukaryota; Metazoa; Chordata; Actinopteri; Anabantiformes; Osphronemidae.
ACCAGAGGUUGAUUUUUAUUAGCACCGUAUCUAUAGAAACAUUGUGGGUUCACGUCAAGCGUCUUCAGACUAAAAGCUUUACCUUCAACAACCUUAUUUGCAUUCAUUUCAUCUGUGAUUGGCUGUUUCGAAAGCAAACAGCUGUUUAGGAACCGUAAAUCGCCAGGAGGUUUUGAAAAUAAACAGCAGGAUGAACGGAGGCCCUGCUGGUUCACUCAGUUCAGUUAACAUGGAGGCCUGCAGACGGUGCGUUCACUGCGCCCUCGUCGCGUCUCUGCUCCUGGGUUCGUCGCUCCAGCAGGACACGGUGGCAGCGGACGUCAGCGGCCGCCAGCUGGAGCGCCUGGUCGAGCUGCUGACGUCUAAGGAGUGCGAGGACCUCCUGUUCGCCCUGUCUCACCCGGAGGAGGACGUCUUCCAGCAGCUCGAGCGCCUCUCGGCCCAGCAGAACCCGCUCGGCCUCGCGGCCCGGUCCAAGAGGGACGCCGCGUCCGCCGAGGAUAGCGGCGCUCGGUGCCGCGCGGCCCUGACGGACUGGCUGCUGGAGAACGGCGCGCGGACCUACUACGACCGGCUCGCCCGCGCCCUGCAGCGCGUCGGCAGGACCGACGUCGCCAUCGUCGGGAAGAACAUCAACCAGGACAUGGCCUUAAACAUAAAACACUACGUUGAAGAUUAUCACAAAUUCGUGAGCUCUUUGAACGUCCCAUCAGUCGAGUCAGACGCCAACGACCACCAGCAACGAGACCCGAGGGUCAGAAGGAGAAGAGUAAGGGACCUGACCUGGCGGGACCUGGACCUGAUUGUGGAGCGGGCCCCCGUGCCCCCGUACCAGAAGGGGCCCAUGGACGUGGUUCUGCCGCUGCUGCACGGCCUCCUGCUGGGCUUCGGAGGCACCUUCCUCGCGAGCGUCUCCAUCCUCCUCAUCCUCGCCCACGUGUCCCGCAGAGGGACGCGUGGACCCCCCGGGGUCACCGCCGGCUCCGGCUGCGAGCGGAUGGUUGGAGAUGCGGGCGACGGGGCGGCUCACGCGCCCUCGCACGCGCCUGUGAGCAGAACCAACGCGGUAGCGAGGCGGAAACCAGACCAUAACUAAUUGUGACAAACCUGAGCACAAUCCAGCCAUUUUCCACGCGCUUGUGUCCACGCCUCUGCUGUAAAGCGGGACCGACUGUUUCUGGUCCGUCGGUGCCUCGUCGCGCGACAGAUGCGCUGGAAUCGGGCCCUCGCGCCAAAGGUUGUUGUGGUGUUACAGUGAUAGCGAUGCCCCCCCCCCCCCCCCUCCUCCUCCUCCUCUAAGUGACGGCACCGUGCCCGCCUGGCAUCGAACAACAGCUAAUUAUCCAGGACUAAUAACCACGAGGCCGCUAGCAGACAAUGGAGCGCCCGGUCGCCACGGUAACAGACGACGCGUACGAAGUCUGGAGGACGCCGCUGAAACCGCCCGAUACCUGAUGAAGAGGGGCCGUGCAAAUAAAUAAAAAUGUCCACGUCAGAAGACAGUUAACUGCGUUGACGCGUGCUUUAAUUAAAAAUAACACAUUUGCUCAGCACCAAACUCUGCGGAGACAAAGAGCCUCGUGACAGAGAGACAGGAAAGUGCUUCUCCUUCUAACUCCGCUUCUACUUCCUUCAUUGGGAUUGAAGUAAUUACUUCAUUAUACAAAUCUGGCCUAAUGUGCUUCAGGAGACAGACAGCUUGGAUUAACAGUGGCACUAAGCGGCAAUUACACACAAUUAGUUCAUAAAUCAACAUUUAAACAAAUUAUAGUGCCAAGCGGAUCUGCGUGAACAAACAAGAUGCGCGGAGUGGAGCGUGGACGAGUGAUGGGCAGAUAACAAUGGAUGAAGCGGUGAAGUGGUGAAGCUCCGUGUUUCUUCCCGUUCGUGCCCAGAAGAAGUCUGAGGCUUCAGACAAACACAGGCACAGCGACGUCUGGUGGCAGGUUCUUCAACACAGUGAAGGUGUGUGGUGUUGUCACAUACUGUGAGUGAUGAAAGUAUGACUGUUGAUAAAUAUAUAAUAAAAGAUCCUCAGAGCCUCAGA